Molecule: messenger RNA, 2768 nt
Organism: Ceutorhynchus assimilis (cabbage seed weevil)
Lineage: Eukaryota; Metazoa; Arthropoda; Insecta; Coleoptera; Curculionidae
Source: the annotation of a GenBank genome assembly
UUAUUUGUAAAAGACAACUUGUGAAAAGUUUGUUUACAUCUUUGCUUGGUUAUUGGUUUCAUUAAAAUUUCCCAGUUUUUGGCUUGGUUGUUUGGAUUGUUGAUUUCUAUUCUAAUUCCUUUGAAAAUACAUAAUUUCUGUCCAGGUUUAUUCAUCCUCUUGUUAUCAGCGAUCAGCGGCAAGUCCAAUUCCUGUAAUGUAAAAUUAAAAUUGUUUUUAUUUUAUCAAAGUUAUAAAUUGGUGAAAGACAUGGACGAGGAAAAAAUGAAACGAGCAGUACUGAAAAAAUUCAGAAAAGUAAUAAACGACAUCACCGUCGGGCCAAAUUCAUUUGAAAAGCUCGAGAUAAGCAAACAAUCUCCACCACAAAAAUCUAGUCCAAAGGUAGCUCAGAACAAUCUAAAAAGCAGCCCUCAUACUGAAAGAGGCAUCCCAUCAAGACAAUUUCUGAAAUUCUUGGAUUUAGAAAGGCAAUGGGAAGUUGGAAGUGCUCUGAACGAAAGAAUGAAUCGUUUCAAGCAAUUCAGUGUAGACUUAGAACAGCAACAACAGAAAUCUUGGCAAGAAACACAACAAUCCUUCAUAGCGGAUAUGGAAAGGCAAGAAAUGUAUAUUUUAGAAGCCAACCAACAGUACGACUUGAAACAGUCAUCUCAGCACGCUAAAUUGGCGCAACUAACACAAAAUGCUGUACAAAGAAUGUCUCAGAGGCAAGAAUUACUUAAAGAGAAAGAAAGACAGCGGCAAAUUUUAUCUGAAAAAAUAGAGAAAAUUAAAACUAAUCAACAAAAAUUUAGUAAUGAGUUUCAACAAAUUUUGGCCUUUCUUAAAACCUGUUCUGAUAGUGCCGAAUUGAAGACGUGUAAAGAUUUAGAUAUUACCUUGCUGAAAACAUUACCUGCAGAAAUUGAAGGUGUAUUAGAAAAAUGUAGAGCGGACAACAUUUCAAGCAUUACAGAUAAAGAUGUACAAAAAUCUGACGAAGUUGUGUCGAAAAUUAUUGAUUUUAAACAAAAAUUUAGGGCAGCAAUUGAAUAUAUUAAUAAAAAGAAAGAAGAAGCCGAAAUUGUUAUUGAGAACAAGCAAACAGCAGAAGCUAAUCCAGUCAGUUCUGAACAAAGGCCUACUCUUAGUCUUUUAAGCAACAAUGAAAAAAUUCCUGAUAAAUGUAUUGCCACUAAUGACUUUCAUGCCUAUAUAGACUUAAUAAAUUUUCAUGAAGAAUAUAAAAAGAGCUUUAGUGAAAUAGAAAAUGAUCCAGCACUGAAAAAUUUCCAAUUUCAGUGCAAAAAAGCUAUUAGAAUGCCUGUGAAUUCAUUAUCAGCAACUACUAGUGAACAUAUUAUAGACAAAUAUAGCAAACUGUAUAGUUUACUAACAGGACAACCUGUGACUGUCAGUGAGGGUAACAAAGAUAUAAACGCAGCAAGACAUCCUCAAGGAAUACGAUUUUGUAUGGAUCUUUUAGCUAAAGCAUUUGUGCAGCAAGGAGACCUAAUAAUAUCGAAUAACCCGGAAUCAGCUUUCUGUUACACCUCAGUCAUGUUAUCUUUAUGGAACGAUUUUCCUGAUUUUGGCAAACUUUCAUUAGCCUAUUUUUAUGAAUUGUGCCCUUACUUGGUACCACUUUAUUUUGCACAACAAGCUGGAGAAAGUGAUGAAGAGUUUUAUAAAAAAUUAGGAUACCAGUAUAGUGAUGGAAAAAUUGAAGAGCAAGACAAAUUUAUCAAGCGGAUGAGAGGUAUUAUGAAAUUAUAUUUUGCACUUAUGAUUGCAAAGCCCAAGCGAGGACAAAACGGAUCUCCCUUCAACCUUAAACAUGGUUGGAAAUGGUUAGCUUCAUUAUUACGGUUGGAACCACAAAUUAAUAUAGACCAACAAAUUGAUAUAACAGCAACUGCUCUGCGUGUAUUUUUGGAGACUGUUGGUUUUGAAAUGGAAGCCAGAUAUGGCAAAAUGUUUCAAAAAUUGCUGAUAAUAAUCAUUCAAGCAUUUUUACCAAAAUGUAAAGAUAAAUGUACUGGAGCGGCAGUGACACGAUUGGAAACAUUACUAGGCAAUUAUUUGCAAGAUAGAAAAUUUGAGAAGCCAAAUGGUUAUAGUGAAUAUGCAGAUUGGUAGAUCAAAAAAUAUAUAUAUGUUGUCUAGAUAUAAGUAUUCAAUUUUAUUUUAAAUUUUCCAAUUCAAGUCUCUAAGCUGUUGCAAUUGCUCAGUGACAGCAAAGACAAUAUUUUAAGCACAAAAUGUUUUUUACAAAUCAAAUCUUCAACUCAACUACUCGUAUUAUUAUUAAUAAUUAAAAGUCUUUUAUUUGGGUGACUGGCUACUUCCAAUUCGAUGCAACCUAUACUCCACUGUUCAUCAUUGUCCUGCUUUGUACCCGUCAAAAACAUAGUACCCUUUUGUUUGGGGCCUUUCAAUGGCACUUUGAAUUUAGCCAAGUUUUCCUCUACAUUCACAAAGUUUUCUUUAUUUCCCACAUCAAUCCUACCCUCCUUUAUCGGUUCCCCCAGUAAAGAUACGGCCCCUGGAUGUUUGCGGACUAGUUUCAUAGCUUCAUUGUAAAAGGGGGCUCCUUUGAUUUUGCUCUGCAUAUUGUCUCGCGCUAGGAAACCCAUAAUUAUUGUAGCUACACCUCCGAUAGCCCCAAUUUUUACUAGGGUCUGAUUACUGACUGUCAUUAAUUAUUGUGAAAUUAGAUUUUGAAUAAAAUAUUUUUUUAAUUUUUAAAUUAAAUUUAUUUUUGAAUUUUUUAGUGGUUAUGUUUG